CUCGGUCUCUGACAGUUAAUCUGGUUCAGUCUAAACUGAAAGUCUGUUCUCCCGUGCUGUGUCUGCGUUACGCAGCCUGAGCUGAAGAAGGCACCGUCCCAUUCGCCUGAGCUGUGUCGAUUCAGACUGCACGUGCAACACUCAUCGUGUGCUCGGCCAGCCGCUCAGUGCCAGCCGUCUCACAGUCCUCCGCUCACGGCUGCCGUUCGCGUCGCGUCCAUGGCGACGAGAGUGUCGCUCCUGCCCGUCACCUCCCGCGCCCUGUCCCUCGACCCUCCCACUUCGUCCAAGCGCAAGGUGAACUUCGGGGGCGGCGGCGGCGGAGGCGGCAUGACCCUGGAUAACGAGACCAGAAGCGCGAAUAACGAGACCGGGAAAGGAGAUACGGGGGGAACCGGCGCUAUCGGCAGCGAAUCGUUCGGCGGAUCAUUCGGGGGCAGUGUCGGCGGUGUUAGCGGAGGACUCCUUAGCGGGGUCGGAAUCGGUGCGGGAAGCGCUCCAGUCGACGGGUGCCGGUCGGACGCGUGGUCGACACUCCUCAGCCUGCCACGUCAGCCUCACCAGAGCAAUCUCGGCCUUAAUUUCACCCAUGGCCUCUCCUUCUCCCCCGCUCCCUCACCCGCGCCCAUGGGCCUCACUCCCGCGCCCAUGGGUCUCACUCACGGGCUCUCUUUCUCCCCCGCUCCCGCACCCGCACCCACGCCCGUACCGCGAUCGUCGUCGCUCCACCAGAUCCACUCCCACUACCAAUCUCACCACAGCCACAGUCACACAAUCACAGUCACAGUUACAGUCACAGUCACAGUUUUAGUCACGUUCAAAGCCCGAUCGACAGUCUCAGCACUGGCAGCACCCCGCCCGCUGGCGGCGGCGCCGGCUGCGGCGGCGGCAGCGGCAAUUGGCCGAUGUUCCGCGGGUUGGCGGCAAGGCAUGCGUCAGCCGACUCACUCUUAUCGCUCGCGUCUUCCGAGACGAGCAGCCUCGCGUCAUUCGCUACCGCGUCGGAUCGCCUCGUAGAGCAGGAGAUUAAUCGCCGCGCCGCGUUAGACUUCGUGACGGAGUUAGCCGGUCCGCCGCAGGCCUCUAGCUCCCCCGCGCAUCCCCUCUCGGGGGAGCGGACUCCGACUGCUGGCGCGGCGCUUGGCGCAACCCUCGGCGCAAACCCCGGCGCAACGAUUGGCGCAGCGUUGGGCGCAAGCCUCAGCGGAGACUCGCCGAUUUCCGCCAACGAGCUCCCCGUGGCGCUGUUUGCGGUGGACCGCGACCUGCUGUGCGCGCUUUGGAACAGGCGCAUGGCGGAGCUGACCGGAUGGGCGGAAGCGGAAAUCAUGCGCCUGGGUCGGUUCGCGGAAGGGCGGUUUGCGGAGCGGCUUUUCCGCCCCGCCAGCGCCGGCGCGCCGUUCCGCCGAUGCGAGGACGUCCUCCGCGCCGCGCUCUUCGGCCGCGAUACAGUCACGGCGGACCUGCUUCUCCUGAAGCGGGGGGGCAGCUGCGCGCGAGUGCGGCUGUUCGCGGGGGCGCGCAUCGACGCGCUCGGCGCAGUUUGCGGCGUGAUUUGCGCCGUCAUCCCCACGGCCUCGGGGAUGGGCGCGGGCGCCGGAAGCGGAGCGGCCGCCCUGAGUGUAGCGUCCGUGCAUGGGGGGUUCGACGGGGACGGCGGUGGAGGCGGCUUGCCGCCAUUUGCGCCGGCAUUUGCUGCAGGCGAAACGGAGGAAUGGCUCCAGCGAAACGCAUCGGCGGGGAGCCUGUACGGCAUGCACUCCGUGGACGAGGAAUCCGUGGGCGACGACAGCGAUGCCGCGAGCAGCUGCAGCGACCUCUACCAGCUCGGCGCGCAACCCUUCGGCAGCAGCAGCGCCAGUUGCGGCGGGAAUUCCGGCGGUACCAGGCGCCACGUCAUGGAGCCCGUCUCCGCCAGCAGGCGCGCCGGCGGGGGGGGGCUGCGCGCAGCCCUCGCAGGCGGGGGGAAUACGGGCGCGGGUCUAGACUCCAGCGCGGGGGGAGGAGUCGGGGGAACCGAGCGGCAUUCGACGUCGUCUUCUGAGCGACAGCUGUCGGGGAGGCUAUCACUGGAAGGGAGCGAGGCGGCGAUCGAAUCAGGGGCGGCAGCAGCAGCGGCAGGUGCGCCAGUGUCGGCCGUAGCAGCAGCAGCAGCAGGAGCGGCAGGAGCGGCAGGAGCGGCAGGAGCGGCAGAAGCGGCAGGAGCGGCAGGAGCGGCAGGAGCGGGAGGAGCGGCAGGGGCAGCGGUGUUGUCGCUGACUCCGCCAGUUUCGCCAUCCGUCGCGGCGGCGCUGUCGUCGCCCCGGUCGUCGUCUGUCAGCUCGCCCGCGCUCGGGGGUUUGGGGGUGGAAGGCGCGGGGGAAGGCGCGGGGGGAGGCGCGGGGCCGUACUUAAAGCCAGUGCGGACAAGAUCCGCUACCCGGCGUUCCUCGUGCGAGUUGCCGAAUUAUGCUUACUCCUCACUCACGGGAAUGCGUCGCAAUAUCAGCAGUGAUGCUCUCAAUAACGCGGACACAUCCCCUUCCCACCACACCUCCCACCACUCCGCAUUCUCCUUCCAUACUACCACCACCACCAACACCAACACUACCAACCCUACCAACACUGCUUCCACACUCCUCUUCUCCCCCUCUCUCCCCCGACCCUACCAUGCCCGCCCUUUCCCCUCCUCUUCCCACUCCUCGCACUCGGCGAACCCCUUAAGGCACUCCUCGCCGACCUCCUCCUCCUCAUCCUCGCUAGUGCGCGCUCUGAUAGCGGAUGGAGUGGCCACGGGGCGCAACGACCUGGCGCACCAGCUUGAGCGGUGCGGGUUCGACGUGGUCAGCGCCACGUCAGUGCAGGAAGCUGCGUGGAAAUACGAGCAGACGGCUCUGAAUGGCACACUCCCCCCCUGCACUGCUGCUGCUGCUGCUGCUGCUGCUGCUGGUACUGCUCUCAGUGCUGGUGCGAGCACUACUACAGCCACCAGCGCCAUUUUAACUUCUCCUGGUCCUGCUGCUGCUGCCGGUGCUUCAGCCGGUGCUGCUGCUCUUGCUCCUGCCGGUGCUGGUGUGGCUGGCGGUGUGCUCUUCUCCCUGGUGGUUCUGGACCUAGAGCAGGCCACCAGCCGAGCGGGGCAGGCUGCCAUCCGAGACAUCAGGCGAGCCGAGCGAGGGCUGCUGUCGAGAAGACUCACUCUCACCCUCGGCAGCAGCAAGACUGGCUCUGCUUCUGGCUAUGGUUCUGGCGCUGCUGGUGGGUUUGGUAGCAGGAGCGGCAGGAGCGAGAGCGGCAAUUGCAGCGAUGGGGAUGUGAGGUCCCUGGGGGGCCUGAAGGUGUUGAGUGAGGAGGGGGAGGAGGGGGAGGGGGAGGAAACCCGGAGUGAGGACAACAAGAGUGAGAAGCAGGAGGAGGGGACGGAGGCUCAGGCUGAAGCUCAAAACCAGCAGCAGCAGGAGAAGCAGCAGCCGAAGCAGCAGGAGGAGGGGAAGCAUCAGCCGUCACAGACGCAAGCGCCUGCUCGCUCUGCUGCGGCCCCCGACCGGACACUGAUAGUGGUGGUGGCUGAUUUGAGCCGGUACGACCAGGCGAGUCUAGACGCGGCCAUGGAGCAGUGCAUGCUGGCGGGGGUCGAUGCGUUUAUUCCGCGCUCCAUGCACCUGCAGCAGCUCAGGACGGCGCUUAGGAAGUUGGGGCUCCAGAGCAAGUACCUCGUGCUGCCGGCGUCGCUGCCCCGUGCACAUUCAUCUUCUUCUGUUGCCGCUGCCGGUGUUGCUGGUGUUGCUGGUGCCAGUGGUGGUAUAGGUGCAAGUGGGAGUGGUGGUGGUGCUGUUGGGAUGCCUGAAUUGCAUCAUGCUGGUGCAUUGUCUCACCAUGUGUAUGGCCAUACGGCUGCACAUCUGUCCAGGUAAUUUGGGCAUUAAAAUCUGCCGUUGGGGGGUGUGGUUGCUUUUGGGAUGGCUGCAAUGCAACAUUGUGCUACGUUGGUUCACCAUGCGUUUGGAUAUAGAGGAUCACUUCUAUUUAGGUGAUUUGGGCGUGUAACUUCUAACCACGUUUACUUGCAUGAGGCCUUAGGAAUAUAUAUCAUUUAACAUU
This is a messenger RNA of Closterium sp. NIES-67, 4080 nucleotides long. Lineage: Eukaryota; Viridiplantae; Streptophyta; Zygnematophyceae; Desmidiales; Closteriaceae. The record is from the annotation of a GenBank genome assembly.